Messenger RNA from Closterium sp. Naga37s-1, 600 nucleotides. The record is from the annotation of a GenBank genome assembly. NCBI's taxonomy places the organism in Eukaryota, Viridiplantae, Streptophyta, Zygnematophyceae, Desmidiales, Closteriaceae.
AUGGCCUAUUCUCGGACGGUCGUCGUGUUGGCGCUGCUGCUGCACGCGGCGUGCCUCUCAUCGCCGCAUCGGCUCGUUGCGGGCUACUCUUGGCCUCUCAGUGAAGCAGCAAGCAGCCGCCGCGAGAUGGCCAAGGCGCCUGUCGAAUGCCCCGCCGGCGUGGUGUGCCCCGACGGGGCGUACUGCGUGUUGGACCGCGACGACUUCCCUUACUGCACGUGCCCCUUCGGGCACACCCUAAACGGCAUGCCCUAUUGCGACCGUUACUACAGGUGGAAAACCGUCGGCACGAGCGUCGUCCUCUACAACGCGCCCUCCUUCGCCAACUCGCCCGCGACCCUCCCGCCGGCCCUGCUGCGCGGCCCGGCGCCCAACUCCUCAGCUUGCACUGUCCUGCCAAAGGGGUUCAGCGGCACGGUGGGGUCGCUGCGGAUCCUGUGGAACGUGGAUGACGGCAUUAGGGAUCAAGUUCUGUGCGGCAAGGUGCUGUUCUGGGAUAAGAGCGACUCCUCCGGUUCUUCAUUCGUGUACGAGAUUCCCAGCAAGUGGACGGCCGCCAAGUUCAACAAGUUCACCUACGCCACCACCAGCGUCAAGUGA